Molecule: messenger RNA, 1823 nt
Organism: Rana temporaria (common frog)
Lineage: Eukaryota; Metazoa; Chordata; Amphibia; Anura; Ranidae
Gene: TEF
Product: TEF transcription factor, PAR bZIP family member
Exons: 5
Coding region: 17-985 (322 amino acids)
Biological process (GO): regulation of transcription by RNA polymerase II
Cellular component (GO): nucleus
Molecular function (GO): RNA polymerase II cis-regulatory region sequence-specific DNA binding; DNA-binding transcription factor activity, RNA polymerase II-specific
Source: RefSeq, a predicted model, not a curated record
UCAGCGUAUAGAGUGCAUGAAUAAUUCAGUGAAUGUGAAGCCGUGGUCUGCACAGCCUGGUUACGCUGUUAUUGCGAUCAGGAUGUCGGCUCCUCAGCCUUCAGUCGAGGCCUCCACCUCUCCGACCUCUCCCGGGUGUCUUCUGGGCCAGUCCUUUCCCCUUGUGCUGAAGAAACUCAUAGAGAACCCUCCGAAGAACUUUCUGGAUACAGGCGAAGUGGAAAAAGACAAGACCAAAUUGGACAAAGAUGACAGCCUUGAUGGAAAUUCAUUCUCUGUUUCUGCGGCACUCAUGCCACCUAUCUGGGAUAAGACGAUUCCUUAUGAUGGGGAAUCUUUCCACCUGGAGUACAUGGACCUUGAUGAAUUCUUGUUUGAAAAUGGCAUCCCAUCCAGCCCAACACGGCUUGCGCAGGCAAUUCAAAACCCACUUAUGCCAGUUGCUGAGCUGGAAGAUGAAGAGGAGACCGCUUCCACUUCUGCAUCCCCCGUGUCACCAUCAGGUUUACUGCAAACAUCUGAAAGCAAAGACAUUCCUCUGAAAGAAGAAAAUGAUCCUCCUAGCCCUGCUGACCCAGAGAAAAUAGAGGUGGAAGUAAAUUUCAACCCAGACCCUACUGACCUGGUGCUUUCCAGUGUGCCAGGAGGAGAGCUAUUUGACCCUAGAAAACACAGAUUUGCAGAGGAAGAAUUGAAGCCACAGCCCAUGAUAAAGAAAGCAAAGAAAAUAUAUGUUCCAGACGAUCUGAAGGAUGAAAAGUACUGGAACAGACGAAAGAAGAACAACGUGGCAGCAAAGCGAUCUCGAGAUGCACGGCGGCUCAAAGAGAACCAGAUUACUGUGCGGGCAGCAUUCUUGGAAAAAGAAAACACUGCACUUCGCACAGAGGUGGCUGAACUACGCAGAGAGUUGGGCAAAUGCAAGAACAUCAUUUCCAAAUAUGAGAGCCAAUGUGGACAGUUUGACUUCAGUGAUUCAGAGUGAUUCUUCUUUCAAACCAAUUUUUUAUUUGUUAGACAUUUUUUAUGAGCAAACUUGGUCUAUUUUAUGGACCUAGCAGAAGUGGAACACUGCUUGAACACUUGAAAAUAUCUACUAUUCUACAGCUGAAUUUGAACAUUUGAAUGUGAUUUUUCCAGAGGAAAUGUAUUUUUCUUUUUGAAGAGAAUUAUGGAUAAUGGAUUUGUAAACCUUUUUCAAGCUCCUCACCUUUUUAUUUUUUAUUUCUUUUACCUUGUAUACGGCUGAACUGGACAAACUCCUAUUACAGGUCUAAAUGGUCAGAAGCAAUGAGGACCACUGCACCUUUCCAUAUGAAACCUAUUACAGAUCUGAAUAGUCAGCAUCCCUGAGAACCGCAGUAUCUUCCCAUAUACGAUGGAUGGAAACCUUGAAAUGAAAUUGCACUGUAAACUUAAAAGGGGUUGUAAAGCUUCAAAUAUAAAAAAAAAAUAGAACAAGCAUGUUAUACUUGCCUCAACUGUGCAGCUCGUUUUGCACAGAGUGGCCCCGAUCCUGGUCUUCUGGGGUCCCUCGGUGUCUUGGCUCCUCUCUGCAUCAGCUAACCCUCUUAAUGGGAAGCUCUCUCCCAGGGGGGUUAGCUUGCGGGCGCGAUCCCGUGAUACAGCCGGCAGCCAUAGCUGCCGACUGUAUGACUCGGCACCGCCUCAUUAGUUUGAUUGAUGGCAGCGUUGCUAUCAAUCAUCUGAUUAAUGAGCCAAAAAGCCAGGUCGAGAAGCAUGCUUGUUCACGACGCGGGACUUUCGAGGGCUCAGGUAAGUAAAGGGGGGGGGGGCUGGUGAGCCGGCAAACAUCAGAUGUU